Molecule: messenger RNA, 483 nt
Organism: Daucus carota subsp. sativus
Lineage: Eukaryota; Viridiplantae; Streptophyta; Magnoliopsida; Apiales; Apiaceae
Product: LOB domain-containing protein 24
Exons: 2
Coding region: 1-483 (160 amino acids)
Source: RefSeq, a predicted model, not a curated record
AUGAAUUCGGGUCGAUGUGCAGCUUGCAAGUAUCUAAGAAGAAGAUGUCCUAGGGAUUGCAUCUUCUCUCCAUAUUUCCCUCCAACGAAUCCUCAUAGAUUCUCUUGUGUUCAUAGAAUCUUUGGUGCCAGCAAUGUCGGAAAGAUGCUUCAGCAACUGCCGGUUGAAUUAAGAGGAGAAGCUGCGGAAACAUUAUAUUACGAGGCGCAAUGUAGAAUGGAGAAUCCGGUUUACGGAUGCGUGGGAAUCAUAACGCAAUUGCACCAACAAAUAAAUGAAGCCGAGAGAGAAUUAGCGAGAGCGCAGGCUCAGAUAGCGUUUCAUCGACACGCCUCAAAUGCGCAUCGUCCCCUGCCGCAACAGGACCAACUUGAAGUUGAACCAUCUGCACCUGAAGCUGUCACUGACUCGUCGUGGCUUGAUCAAAAUGAAUUUGAUGUUUCGGCGUUGAUGAGCCCGCUUGAUCCGGCUUGGUUUCUCUGA